GUGUCGCAAUAGCGGAUUUGUUAGUUAUAGAUAGUCUAAUGUGCGAGAGGAGAGGAAGGGGCAGCAGUCUUUUGGUUCUCUCACAAACGAACGAGCUCCAGGUCGCAAUCUUACCUUGAAGCAACUGAAAAUGUUUUUUGUCAAACGAAGAGUUAAUUCUUGUCCCAGAUCUGUACAAUGCUUCAAAUAAGAACGUAACAGUUUUAGGUUGUCGCUGUAGGCUAUGCGUUUUUCCCUUUUAGGCUGUCUAAAAUAUUGAUGUGAGGAAAAUGUAAGAUCAUCUCGUUAAACUUGCUGAACGGGUUGACAUUAUGACCCGUUUUACCCAUAUUUCAUAUUUUGGUGGCUGAUUAUUUUUUGAUAGUGAAAACUAUAAUAAUGUGGACCCGAUCUACAUUCAUGUUUCUCUUCGGUGUAUUCUCUGCGAUUAAAGUUCAAUCUGCCCAAGAAGAUGAGCUGUGUCCUCGACAAGAGCCCCUUCCUGGAGUUUUGGUCUUGAAAUUAGGAAGCAAUGUUGUGCUUGGCUGCAGAGGCCAUGUCACUGUGGACGACGUGCUGUUGGCUUCGACCAGUGUCAUGAAUAAAAAAUACAGAAACAAGCAGAGAGAAGACAUCACUGUCAGCUGGACAUCCAAAAGAGUUUAUGCUAAUGCUACACAAAUAACCAGUAUGAAGGGAGAUGCUACAAUUGGAACAUACCAAAAGACUGAUUCUGGUAUGUAUACCAAAACUAAAGGGGACACGACGGUCACUAUGAAACCCCCUGUAGCCAUAAGAAAGGAACAAAGCACUUCUAGACGAGUUUUGCGUGCUGUCAGUCAAACUGCUGGACAUGAAGAAGAGGCCUUCGGUAUCACCAUGGGCACAGAUCCUGAUCUAGAUGAUUAUGAGGACUAUGAUUAUGAAGAGGAAGGCUCCAGGGUUACACGAGGCAUCAAAAAGCGAACACGCUGGACUCUCAAUGGACGACAAGUGCAUGUUGGUGUGGAAAGGGGUGGGAUUUUAAGACGUCCGCAUCUCAGCUUGGCAGAUGCUGGGAAUUACAGCUGCUACAGAGGAGAGAGACUCAUUUCCACAUUCAAAAUCAGCGUAGGGGCGCCUCCAGAGAGACCCACUGUCUUUUGCUACAGGAAGUUUCACACUAGUAAGGUCCGCUGUGAUUGGACGUCCAAAGAUCCGGUAACCCCACGGCCGCUGUGUUACCUACUUCUUAAUAGAGGAUUGUUCGGUAACAUCACUCAUGUACCUUGUUCAUUCUCCCGGUCCCGCUGUUGGUGUGCUUUCCCUGUGGAGGAGGGUGACAGAACUCUCCAUGUGGCAAAAAUGUGUGUGUCUAACACAGCAGGCAGUGCCACGAGCCCUGAACUCAGCUUCAAGCUACACGACAUCAUUAAGCCAGACCCCCCAACCAGAGUGGUGGUGAGAGCAGUCGAGGGCCAGAAGCAUAUCCUUAAAGUAUCCUGGUCUUAUCCCAGUUCCUGGAAGCAUGGCUUCUAUGUCCUGCAUUUCCAGCUGAGAUACCGACCACAACUCGCAGAGCAGUACCAGCCAGUGUUGAUAGAUGAUAGGGCUGACAGACAACAGUCCUGGACAAUUUAUGAUGCUCUGCCUAACACUCAGUAUGAAGUGCAGCUUCGGGCCAAGGAUGAGUUUGAUGGCGUCUGGAGUGACUGGACUGAUACUGUCUUGGCAGCCACUUGGUCAGAUCUUGAGACGACUACUUCCUCUGAGAGCAAUACCUUGGAACCCUUUGAGAUGUUUCCUGAAGGUUCUGGAGGAUCUGGAGAAGAUCCUGGUGUAGGAUCAGUAGUAAUAGUUGGAGCUGAUGAUAUUGGACAUGCUACUGCGUGGCUGUAUGUGUCGUGUGUUUUUGGGCUGUUUUUUCUUGUAGCCCUCACCAUGCUCACAGUCUUUUUCUUCAGGAAUAAGCUGCAUUUUAUGUCUAGAUUAGGAAAACAGACUUUGCCCUUUACGUUGCUCCUUCAUUCCUCUCGCCCUUUUCCCGCUCCUGCUGCCUCUGAACAGCUUCCAGAGGAGGGAAAGUCACUGAUGUCACCUCCCAAGCACAGCCUGCAACACUUCCUUCCUGUUGAGCAGGAGGGCAUUCAUCUGCAUAACAUGGAUUAUUUCCUGUCUCCAGGGUCUGAGAGUGUGAGGGUCUGACUGAGGGACAGACAUGAGUAGAUGAAACCUCACUGUAGUAGAUACACUGUGAUUGACUAAAGGUCACACACUGUGUCUUUGUUAUGGUUCAAUAACAGUAUUAUGAGUUUGUAAAAAAAAAUUGUAUACAAAGUAAUUCACUAUCCUUUCUCGAUAUUUUUGACUCCUUUCAAAACUAUUUGUAAAUAAGUAUUUUUAAAGCAACUUCUACAAAAUGACCAUCUGUUGGGCAGUCUCACAUGUGAAGCUAAAGCACUUUUUAUAAGUUGCUCUGAAUAAGAGUGUUGGCUAAAUGCCUUACAGGAAUGUUACAGGUUCAGUACAAGAUAAUCUUAUUCAACACACACACAAAUGAUAAUGCUAAUGAUACAGUGUAGAUUUUAACAUUGACAGAUUUGCCCCAUUCACUUCCAUUGUUAAAACUUUUUAAACUUUUUCAAAUGUGAAAAUGGCAUACAAUCAUGUAUAAUUUGCAGUGCUGAAUUAUAUUUUAAUUUCUGUCUGUACAUUGCUUUUUAAAAUGCAUAUUGUUCCAGCUUUAUAAAGGAUAGUGACUUACAAACCCCAAAAAAGUCAAAGGUGACAAUGGAAAGAAUAAUCCUUUCAAGUGGUUGUGUGAGAUAAGGGAGAACAAAGAUCUUGGCAGAUCUUGGUUAACACAAAUUUGAACAAAUUUCUUCAAAUAAAGAAAGAAAUCUAUCGAUAAAAUGAAACCGAAACUGAUAUAACUGUUUUUUCAUGCCAUCUGUGUGUGUGGACAUACUGGAGCAUCACUGGACUAAACGUACAGUAGACCGGCAGUGAAAUACAUUUCUACUAGAAAUCUUCACAUCUGCACAAUCAGACACUGAAAACCUUGGAGGACAACCUGUAUUCAGUUUGUCAAACAUCAAGAAAAUAUCAAAUUUAAGAUUUAUGCUCUGUUGAUGAGGCAAACCAGAAGGUAAGAGAAAACACUUUAUUACGGCAAGUGUAAUAAUAAUUAAUUGUGAUUAAUUGUGAAACUCAGGUGUGAUGCCAACAUUUUUUUUAAACAAAUGUCAUAUCACUAUCUUUGAUAAAAAAUAAAAACUAUCAAUUUA
Molecule: messenger RNA, 3245 nt
Organism: Ctenopharyngodon idella (grass carp)
Lineage: Eukaryota; Metazoa; Chordata; Actinopteri; Cypriniformes; Xenocyprididae
Gene: il6r
Product: interleukin 6 receptor
Exons: 10
Coding region: 379-2163 (594 amino acids)
Biological process (GO): cytokine-mediated signaling pathway
Cellular component (GO): membrane; external side of plasma membrane
Molecular function (GO): cytokine receptor activity; protein binding
Source: RefSeq, a predicted model, not a curated record